This is a messenger RNA of Naegleria gruberi, 969 nucleotides long. RefSeq lists its product as uncharacterized. NCBI's taxonomy places the organism in Eukaryota, Heterolobosea, Eutetramitea, Acrasida, Naegleriidae. The transcript has a single exon. The coding region runs from base 1 to 969 and encodes 322 amino acids. The record is from RefSeq and is a predicted model, not a curated record.
AUGUACUCAUAUCCACAUUCUGAGAAGGAAAGGAAUAUCAAGGAAUGUGAUGUAUAUGCAUAUACUAUACAAGAAAUAUUGGACAACCAUAAAAGGUCAUUCAGAGAUUUAUAUGUUACACUAUCAAGAGAAAAUCAAGAUAAAUAUGAUAACAGAAUCGCAGAGGAAAAGUUAAAAAUGAGCAAUAAUUUACUUAAUACCUAUUCAACAUUUAAAACUUCUAAUAGUAUUUAUAUUUCAUUCGAAUCAUCCAGUCUAAUUCUGGAUACGUACAAGGAAAAGAUGAGAACUAUAUUUGAGGAAAGGAAAGCAAAUUAUCAACUCCAUACUUACCUUGAAAAGUUGCAAGUUAUGGUGAAUAACUUGCCAUCAUACACCAUACCAAGUAGAUUCCCUUUAAUUUUCAAACAAAUUCAAGAUUGUCCAUGCAAACCUAAAUGGACCUUUUUGGUUGAUUAUUUUGAUCAACUAAAUAAUUUGAGUAGUAAUAUUAUUGAAUUCUCAACUAGAGUCUUUGAAACUGGCCAAGUUGAUGAUAAUGUUGAAAUUCUUUAUAUGGAAAUGGAAGAUUUAAUACAAAAAGUGUUACAUCCAAAUGAUAAUACCACCAAUCAAGCACUCUAUAUUGCUGGCUUAUGGCCACGAGUAACAAAGACCAAUAUUUUAAAAUUACUAUUAGAUGACCAAACUAAUCAAAAAUUGAAAAAUUUAGUUGGUUGUUAUGGAGUUUUAAUAACAUUAUUGCAAAGAGCUGAAAGAUUAAAAGCUUUAGAGUAUUCCAAAAUGACAACACUUCAUUCAAGAGAAUUAGAAAACAAGGGUCAUGAAAAUUGGAAGCCAUCUGACCAUCCAUAUUGGUUAAUAUUAGAAAUAGAAAUGAAUAUAAUGAUUAGACCAGUUCAAGUUAGAGUUGCAAAUCAUAUGAUUCAUUCACAUAAUAAUAUGGUAAUGGUAUGUAUAAUUUAUUAA